AUGUCCAACUUCGUCGCAUCCCGCUCAGUCCCCUUCGUGACCCGCGUCGCCGGCCGUCAUGCGAAGGACAUCAUCGCCCGCGACAGGGCCAGAGCGCAGAAGAUCCUGCAGGGCAUCAACCCGCACGGUCCUGCUGCCUUCCAUGAGCUGCGUCGGCGCCGUCACCACGGUCGCCACGGCCACGGCCAUGGCGGCGGAGACAUCGGCACUGGCACUGGCACUGGUAGCAGUGGUACUGGCAGCACCGGGGCCGCCCCGCCCACCUCGACGCCUGGCGGAGGUGUCGAUGUCACCGACGCUGGUGUUACCUACACCGCGUCUGUCGGUGUCGGCUCCCCGCCCACACAAUACACACUUCUCAUUGACACUGGGAGCUCCAACACCUGGGUUGGUGCCGGUCAGGCUUACAAGAAGACCAGCACCAGCAAGAGCACCGGGCAGAGCGUCAACGUCAGCUACGGCUCCGGCUCUUUCUCCGGUACCGAGUUCACCGACACUGUCACGAUCUCGUCCGACCUCGUGAUCCAGAACCAGAGCAUCGGCGUCGCCUCAACUGCCCAGGGCUUCAGCGAUGUUGACGGCAUCCUCGGCAUCGGGCCUGUUGACCUCACCCAGGGCACCGUCGGGAGCAACCAGCCCGUGCCGACCGUGACGGACAACCUCUUCGCGCAGGGCACUAUCGCCAACGACUCGAUCGGCAUCUUCUACCAGCCGACCACCGACAGCGGUGCUCUCAACGGCGAGCUCACCUUCGGUGGUGUCGACACUAGCAAGACCACCGGCGACGUGAGCUUCGUCCCGAUCACCUCGACCUCGCCCGCGUCCCAGUACUGGGGCAUCGACCAGGAGCUCACCUACGGCCAAGACACGACGCUGCUCUCCGGCUCCGCGGGCAUCGUCGACACCGGCACGACGCUCCUCCUGAUCGCGACGGACGCGUUCCAGGCGUACCAGAAGGCGACGGGCGCAAAGCUCGACAACACGACCGGACUGCUCACGAUCACCGAGGCGCAGUUCGAGAACCUGCAGUCGCUGUUCUUCAACAUCGGCGGCACGUCGUUCGAGCUCACGCCGAACGCGCAGAUCUGGCCGCGCGCGCUCAACUCGACGAUCGGCGGCGAGGAGGGCAAGAUCUACCUCGUUGCGUCCGACCUGGGCAACCAGAGCGGGCAGGGCCUUGACUUCAUCAACGGCUUUGCGUUCUUGCAGCGCUUCUACAGCGUGUACGACACCGGCAACAACCAGGUCGGCCUCGCGACGACGCCGUUCACCGACGCUGAGACGAACUGAGCGAUUGGUACGGCAUGACUUCUAUACGGCUAUCGACCUUCUGGACGGACAACUAUGGACUUCUUGCAUGACUUACGUAGCGAUGGUGUACUGUAGUGGAAUGAACGUGGACAGAUCAAUGUAUGUUUAGCACACACGUAGCACCGCCGAACGGAAUAAGAAC
Messenger RNA from Trametes versicolor FP-101664 SS1, 1453 nucleotides. RefSeq names its product acid protease. Gene Ontology annotation, molecular function: aspartic-type endopeptidase activity. The record is from RefSeq and is a predicted model, not a curated record. The transcript is spliced from 6 exons. Bases 1 to 1290 code for a protein of 429 amino acids. Gene Ontology annotation, biological process: proteolysis. Lineage: Eukaryota; Fungi; Basidiomycota; Agaricomycetes; Polyporales; Polyporaceae.